This is a messenger RNA of Hydra vulgaris (swiftwater hydra), 2267 nucleotides long. NCBI's taxonomy places the organism in Eukaryota, Metazoa, Cnidaria, Hydrozoa, Anthoathecata, Hydridae. The record is from RefSeq and is a predicted model, not a curated record.
AGAAUACAAAAGUUUGUGCAAAUCAUUUUGAGUAUGGGAAGCCAACUGAGCUAUCCCCUCAUCCAAAGUUAUAUUUGAAAGGAUACGAAAUAUCUUCUCCUCAAAAUAAAAGAAAAUUACCAAUUCCUCGAUAUACACCUACUACAGUUUCUAAAAAACAUAAAAAUACACAUUUUUCAAGUACCUGUACCACUACUAGUAGCAGUAACAAUAAUGACAAUAUUCCCCAACAGUCUUCUCUGUCAAUAUCUCCUCCAUGUCUAUCAUCAACAGCAUCUAAUCAGCAACUUUCUCCACAACAAAUCGAUUUAAUUACUAACACACCAGCAACUUAUCUAACACCAACAACACUUUAUAAACAAAGUAGUCAUAAAAGAUUAACAUGGGAGGCAGUGCGUUCUUUACCCAAAGUCAUAAAAUUGUAUACUGAGUGUCCCACUGAAAAUGUUUUUUUAUAUAUUGUUAGUCGUGUUCAAGCUUAACAUAAAAAAGUGUCUUAUUUUAUGGAUUAUAAACGUUCAUUUGAACCAAAGCAAUAUCAGUUUAGUCCUGCUAGUAAACCUUCAAGUACAGGGAGACCUGGUCCAGCACGACAGCUUUUUGUUGAAGAUGAAGUGUUACUUACUUUAAUGCGUAUUCGACUUGACUCACCAUUACAAGAUUUAGCAUUUCGUUUUAAAAUUUCAGUAAGUCAUGUGUCUAGGAUUUUUACUACAUUUAUAACUUUAUUAGCCCGAGAACUUGAACCAUUAAUUUAUUGGCCUGCUCCAGAAGAAACAUUAAGUUUUACACAUCCUCAUUUUAUUGGAGAUUUCGUUUAUGUUGAAGGUAUUGGUGACUGUACUGAACAAACUAUUCAAAAAAAGGCUGAAAGAAUUUCGACUUCUAAAGAACACUCUGCCUAUCACAUUAGUCCCUCUAAUCGAUGAUAUAUGGAUAAUUGCUGCUGCCAUUGUUAACCUGCAACCACCUCUUGUAAAAGCAACAGCAGUAUAAAUUGUUGUUCUUUGAUGUUAUUUUUGAAUGUUUUUUGAACUAGUUGUACCGUGUGCAGCCUGCAAAAUCCUGGUUGUUACUUGGCGCUUCCCGGACCCUUCCUGAGACCUGUUCGAGAGUGGCAACCAACCACUGUUCAUUUUUUUUUGAAAAAAAGAACAGUGGUCAGUUGCCACUCUCGGGCUGGUCCCAAAAAAGGCCCAGGAGUGUCGAGCUCUCACCUAGAUUUUGCAUGCUGUUUUGUUUGCUCUUUAAAUUUUGGUUAUUAUUGUGCUAUUUUAUGGAAUUUGGUUAAUUUUUUGUUACAUAUUUGCAUUUUAAUAUCUUUGCAGCCUGCAAAAUUCUAAUCAUCACUUGGCACUCCCCAGACCCUUUUCAAGACUUGUUUGAGAGAGGCAACAAACCACUAUUCAUUUUUUUUAAAAAAGGAACAGUGGUUGAUUGCUCCCCUUGAGCAGGUCCCAAAAAUGGUCCGGGCAUGUCAAGUUCUGACCUGAAUUUUGCAGGCAGGUGUUUGCUCUUAAAUUUAUAGUUAUUAUUGUGCUAUUUUAUGAAAUUUUGGUAAUUUUUUAUUUAUAUUGGCAUUUUAAUAUCUAUGCAGCAUGCAAAAUCCUGAUCAUGACUAGGCAACCUCUCAGACCUUUUCCAAGGCCCAUUUGACAGAGACAACCAACUACUGCUCAUUUUUUCUAAAAAAAGAACAGCAAUUGGUUGCCCCCUUCGAGUAGGUCUUGAAAACGGUCCGGAGGUGCCGAGUUCUGACCAGGAUUUUGCUCUUAAACUUUGGUUAUUAUUGUACUAUUUUUUGAAGUUUGAUUAAUUUUUUAUUUUAUAUUCCCAUUUUAAUAUCUUUGCUUGCACAAUUAUGUAUCAUUAAUUUUGAAAAACUGCAGUUUUAUAGACAAAAUAAGCUUUAAUCUUCAGGUUAUAUUGUUACAUAGAUUUUCAGCUAAAUUUGCCAUUUGACAGCUGGUGUCAAAUGGCAAAUUUAGCAUUUGACAUCAAUAGGAUUUGACAUCAAUACAAUGUACAAUUUUAUUACUUUUUAUAUAUAUUUUUAACAAACAUUACUUUUUUUUAUUUUUGCUUAUUUGCCCGAGUAUCUAACUUAGAAUUUUCCGGAUUUUAAAGAAUAUUUAUAUGAUUGUCAGGGUUAUUAGGGUAUGUCAACUUUCAUCUUUUUUUUAGUUUCUAUAUACGGUUUUUUAUUCAUUGUAAAUAUUAUCUAAAGCAAGAAAUUAAUUUUAAAUAUAUAUCUAUAUUUAGUUACA